This is a messenger RNA of Ictalurus punctatus (channel catfish), 4944 nucleotides long. It is a transcript of the gene slc35b2, whose product is annotated as solute carrier family 35 member B2. The record is from RefSeq and is a predicted model, not a curated record. Gene Ontology annotation, biological process: transmembrane transport. Bases 289 to 1590 code for a protein of 433 amino acids. Gene Ontology annotation, molecular function: 3'-phosphoadenosine 5'-phosphosulfate transmembrane transporter activity. The transcript has 5 exons. Gene Ontology annotation, cellular component: endoplasmic reticulum membrane; Golgi membrane. NCBI's taxonomy places the organism in Eukaryota, Metazoa, Chordata, Actinopteri, Siluriformes, Ictaluridae.
CACACAGACGUAGUCGCGACACCAGCAGCUCAUCGGUGUCGGCUCAGUACAGAAAGAGAGCCGUAUCAGUGAGUCACUGUUAACCGAUAAGUUCGUUACGAGCAAAGUUUCUUUUCGAGGAAGAAGGCGUUCUGAAAUAUUUUCACUUUAUGUUAACCAUUUAGUUGUGUACCGGCUCUAAGUAUUAAGUGUUCAUGUUCCGCACAAGUAAGGGCUGUGAGAGAGUUAUUCGGGGGGUGUAACGCUAGCCGUCCAGCUAGCUAGCUUAGCAAAACUUUCCUGUGAAAAAUGCCACCUUUACACCGCAGUGUGUGUCCUGUCCUGCUGCUAUGCCUCUGUACGCCUCUGGUGGCAGGCAUCGGGGAAACUCUGCUCCUGGAAAGUUGGCAGGAUGUGUGGGUUUUCCGUUUUUUCCUCAACAUCCUGGGCUACAGCACCAUCAUCAUCCCUGGAUAUCUCCUGAUUCACUACUUCAAGAGGAUUAACUAUCUUGAGACAGGCCGAGGGAUCUGUUUUCCCCUUAUAAAAGCAUGUGUGUUUGGCACUGACUCUAAAUCGACGCUGCCGGAUGAGGUAACUGAGACACCCAGAAUCGAGUCCACUUCACCGUCAUGGCAAGCCAUCAAACUUGUUUUCUGUGCAGCAGGACUGCAGGGCUCGUAUUUGACGUGGGGCGUGCUGCAGGAGCGAGUGAUGACGCGUUCCUAUGGAGCCAGUGAAGAUGGGCAAAACGGCGAGCGGUUCACGGACUCUCAGUUCCUGGUGUUCAUGAACCGCAUCCUGGCUCUUACCGUGUCCGGCCUCUGCUGCGUACUGUUUAAACAGCCCAGGCACACGUCACCCAUGUACAAGUACUCGUUUGCCUCCAUCUCCAAUGUCCUGAGCAGCUGGUGUCAGUACGAAGCCCUCAAAUACAUCAGCUUCCCUACACAGGUGCUGGCCAAAGCAUCUAAAGUCAUCCCUGUGAUGCUGAUGGGCAAGCUGGUGUCACACAAGAGCUAUGAAUACUGGGAAUAUUUUACAGCUGUGCUGAUCUCAGUGGGUGUGAGCAUGUUCCUUUUGUCGAGCUCUAGCAGUACCAAGCACGCAACCAUCACUACUUUCUCCGGCAUCAUCAUCCUGGCCGGCUACAUCGUGUUCGACAGCUUCACUUCCAACUGGCAGGACGAGCUUUUCCGCCACAAGAUGUCCUCGGUGCAGAUGAUGUUCGGCGUGAACCUGUUCUCCUGCCUCCUGACGGUGGGCUCUCUGUUGGAGACAGGUGCUCUGUUCGACUCGCUGGCGUUCAUGGGCCGCCACAGCGAGUUUGCAGCUCACGCUGCUCUGCUCUCGCUCUGCUCCGCUUGUGGCCAGCUCUUCAUCUUCUAUACCAUCGCACAGUUCGGCGCCGCCAUCUUCACCAUCAUUAUGACACUGCGCCAGGCCUUCGCUAUCCUGCUCUCCUGCCUCCUCUACGGCCAUGCCAUCUCAUCAACGGGAAUCUUUGGGGUGGCCGUGGUGUUCUUUGCACUCUUUCUCCGGGUCUAUGCACGUAGCCGAGUGAAAAAGAGCAGCAAGAAGUCAGCACAGGCACCAUUACAGAAGGUCUAGAUGAAGGACAGUGAUAACACAGCCACGUUAUUUGUGGUUUUGCUUCCUCUAUUUUCUUGUGCGUAUCUUGUGUGCGUGCGUGCGAGCUGGGGGUGUGUUUCAUAAAGCUUUGUUUCUACUCUGUGCAUAAAAAAAGUACUGAAAAGGGUGGCACUCUUUAUCUUUUUUUUUCUUUCUUUUUUUUUUUCUUCUUCUUUCUUUUUUUAAACACAGACUAAAAGAGAAGAGAAGGGAUAGUUACAUACUUUGUGUUGUGUGUUUGUUGUGGGUUCUGUUUUUGCUGAGCCGGCGUUUGGUCAGAGGUUGGAUUCUCUCCCUUGGGUACGUGCAAAGAUUUCUCUGUAUGUCUUUGUUACUGAAUAAGUGUGAACUUUAUUAUUUAUGGUUUAGAUUUUAAUUACAACCCGCUGAUCAUUUUUACCCCCAUCAAAUUAAAAAAAAAAAAAACAAUCAUUUAAAAUGCUUCAUUAUUAUUUGUGACGAUACCCCAUUCCCAUUUCUUUUAGGUAAUGAUGAGUUUGAGACGAUCCUCAUUGAGCGUUGCUUAAAAAGCAAACUGUUUUCGUAAUUUAAAAAAAAACAUCUGAAUGUGACGAAUACAUCCAGCAUUUCAGGCCAGUAACUGAUCUGCUCCUUUAAUCCUGCCUCUAAAUCUCACACUUCUGUCAGAUACCUUCUCUGAUUGGUUCAGUCAUACAAUUCAACAUCCAAUUGAUGGACUUUCACUUAAUCUGUGUGCUUAAGUAAGAAAAUCCCUCAAUCAUCUGAUGGUCGUUACAGUGGAAACAUGGAGUGAAGGGAUUAAGUUGAAUCUUGUCACCUUUCAAAACUUGUCUAAACAUAUUUAAAUCCACCUGUGCUUUUAUUUAUUUAUUUAUUUAUUUUUUCCUUCAGAGGGUCUGUUUUUUUUUUUUGUUUUUUUGUGUGUAUUUUCUACCCUUGAAUAAGAUGAUUGGAGUAAGUGCUGAGAUUUCUUCAGCACCAGACCGUGAGUGCCUACUGUAUUAUAAAGUAGAUUUUUCUGUAAUUAUAGGAGCUUGGCAGAUAGAAACAGGUGAUCUGCAAUCACAGCGUUCUUUACCUUGAGCAAGACUCAAAAUGAACAUUGGGCAUGUGCUGAUCAUUAGUUAUGCUGCGUGUGCUACAUAACACACACACACACACACACACACACACACAUACAUACAUAAACAGCUGUUGUUAUUCCAAAUACCAUCACUUAACCUAAGUUACAUUCACUGGAGUUAAAAAUCUGUCCAAGGAGACUUGAUUUAGCCAAAUCUGGAGUUACAUCCUUCUUAGCCAGGAUAAGACGCAGGAUAAGACCGAGGUUAAUUUAACAUUAAAACGCUGCUCAGUCAGAACACAUACAGAUGAUCAUGGUAUCUUUGUUAAAUACAAUAUUGUGCGGAUUUUUUUUGAUAAAAGCAUACAUUAGGUGUGGCGUUUUACUCUGAUCUAUAUUAUACGAAACAUCGCUGGUCAUUUUAAUGUCUCCGAUUAAAAAGGUGCUCUUUCUUCUUCUUCUUCUUCUUCUCUUACUGGCUGAGAAGAGGACUUUUCUGAUGAGGCACAGGUUUGUUCAGAACAAAAAAAAAAAUCCAUAUUUCUCUAAAAAUAAAUAUUCACCACCUUUGAACAUGGCUGAAUAACAAUGCCAAAAUGACGUAAAGAGAAAUCUAUGAAUCUAGAAGCGCAGACUCUUGCCUUAUUAUUAUUAUUAUUAUUAUUAUUAUUAUUAUGUACCAUUACCAUCCUGAUGCUAAUUAUUAUUAAGCAUUUGAUUAAAGGCUAGCCGGUUGUUGUUAUGAAAACUUAAUAUCAGCACGGGGCUAAUUUACCUUCUUAGAAGCACUAUAUUCUCACUCAAGUGGUGUUUGAACCUUUUAAAUCUUUUCCAUCGUAUCGGUCCAUUGUUCAUCGGAGGGUCAGAUUAUGACUUAAGACAGCCAGUCGUUCUACUCGACAUGGCCGUGUGUGCAUUUGCACACGAUUUGAUUAAAUGAUCUUGUAAAAAAAAAAAAAAAAAAAUGUUUUCUCGUAUGACGUUCUCCUGUCCUGUUUGUUCACCACGUGUACCGUAUGCUUGGGUUUAAUGAUGCCGGGUCGCUUGCAGUGGGUGUCCCAACCGACCACGUUACAAACCCCACAGUUCAUUCACCUUUCAGCUGGGAUACUGAUUUUUGAAGUUCGCAAUUUGAAUGUGGAAAGUAAGAGGAAUCGAUGAAGAGGAUCCAGAGAAGCCAGUAGUUUUCUUUCCCCACGUAGAACCUGUAGGCCUGUUUAGAGUUUGCAAAUUCCUAGUAGAGUUUUGCUUUCAGCUACACCCACUCAGCACUCUGGAGCUGAUCACCUGGUCCUCUCUCUUCAAAACCUUAGAGACCGGCUUGCGAGAUUCUGAGUGUAACUGUAUAUACAUAUUCAUGGUUUAUGAAGCCUCUGACAAAAUUAUAUUUACAGUAAAUAUAAUGGCUGCCAUUUCGAGCCCCUGUUUGAACCUCCCUUGUGAGGUUACAAACAGCCAAUCCAUGUGGAGGAAACCUACCAGUCUUCCACUGCAGGUUACACUAGUGAUAUAUCUGGAGUGCUUUGGCAGAGUAACCACUGAAUCAUAGAUGGAGGAUGUACGUGUAUGAAAAUGGGAUAUCUGCCAAGACAUCGGUUAACACAUGACUACGCUAACAGCUUCAGAUUUAUCGAUGACCGUGAAUUUGUGACUCAAAAUGAAGCUGUAAUCAGUGUAUUUUGCACAAAGUUCAUUUUUCACAGCUACAUGGGAACCCAGCGCUCAGCCCGUCAGUAAUAAUGGUGUGAGGGAUGUACCGUGUGUCGUAUGUACACGUAUGAUAUUUUCUCCGAUUAUUUUGGGCAGCAAACUAUCCAUAUAAAGGAUCAGAUCUAGUAAUGCUUUAUUUUUCUUCUUCUUCUUUAUCUUGUUUUAAUGAUUCAUCAAAAAAACAAAACAAGACUUGAGCGUGUAACAGGAUUGUACAGAUGACUCUGCAUUCGUUCCUUUGAGUAACACUAAUGUUUGUAUGUGAUACUAAUGUGUUUAAGUUGUAGUGUUUAAGCUUUCUUUGGGUUGUUGUUCUGUAUGCAGUAACGGUCAGCCAAAUGAACACAGGUGAUCUGCUUUCAGCAUAUAUGAAGAAGCACCAGGUAGACAAUGCAGUGAUGCUGUUUUACACCUUAUUUUUAAAAGAGAGAACACCGUGUGAUUUGUCAUCUGCCUUAAUUUGUGGUAACUAUGGUUAUUUGAACUACACAAACAAUACCUGUUUUUUAUUUUAAUACUAACAUCCUACUUGAUACCAUGAUGUUAUAUAUAUAAAAUAAAGAACACAUACUGGUUAU